GCGGAGCGCGGCCCGACGACAGCAGAACAAUCCGGGUUGAAAGGUGAUUUUGAAAGGUGGCUUGAAACACAAGCUCCUGCGACGAAUCCACGCGACCCCACUUCAUACUUCCUUGGCUAACUCAAGCGUUUCCUACUAGCGACAUUCCUCUGGACCUCAAGCACACACAACUGUUUUGCUCGCUUGCAGCUGCAUCUCGCCCUUCAGUUCUGUGUGCUUUUGCAUUCGAUUGAAAAGGCGCGGAAGAAUCCUGCUGCUGCAGCGCGAAGGAUCGCAUCGAUUGUCCGUUCUCUGCAAACAUGCGUGCCCUCAUUCUCGUCGGCGGUUAUGGCACCCGCCUUCGUCCUCUGACGCUGAGCUGCCCGAAGCCCCUGGUGGAGUUCGCUAACAAGCCCAUGAUCAUCCACCAAAUUGAGGCCCUGAAGGUCGCGGGUUGCACGGAGGUGGUGCUCGCCAUCAACUACCAGCCCGAGGUCAUGCUGGGUUUCAUCCAGGAGUGGCAGGAGAAGCUGGGUGUCAGGAUUGUCUGCUCUCAGGAGAAGGAGCCGAUGGGCACUGCCGGUCCCCUGGCGCUUGCGCGGGAAACGCUUGAUGACGGCAAGGGCACGCCCUUCUUCGUCCUCAACAGCGACGUGAUCUGCGAUUACCCGCUGAAGGAUAUGCUCGACUUCCACAAGGCCCGCGGCGCUGAGGCCACCAUCCUGGUGACCAAGGUGGAUGACCCCACCAAGUACGGUGUGGUGGUGAUGGACGAGUACGGCCAGGUGCAGCGCUUUGUGGAGAAGCCCAAGGAGUUUGUGGGCGAUAAGAUCAACGCGGGUAUCUACGUGUGCAGCCCUUCCAUCCUGAACCGCAUUGAGCUGCGCCCCACCUCCAUCGAGCGCGAGGUGUUCCCGCACGUGGCCGCCGACAACCGGCUGUACGCCUACACGCUCAACGGCUACUGGAUGGACGUGGGCCAGCCCAAGGACUACCUGAAGGGCCUGCACCUGUACCUGGACUCCAUGGCCAUCCGCCAGUCGCCGCAGCUGGCCAAGGGCACGGGGAUCAACGGCAACGUGCUGGUGGACCCCAGCGCGAAGAUCGGCGAGGGCUGCCUCAUCGGGCCUGACGUGUCCAUCUCGGCUGGCUGCGUCAUUGGCAACGGUGUGCGCCUCAGCCACUGCGUGGUGAUGCGCGGUGUUCGGAUUAAGGACCACUCCAAGGUGGAGUCCUGCAUUGUGGGCUGGGACAGCAAGGUCGGCGCAUGGAGCCGCCUGGAGAACCACUGCGUGCUGGGCGAGGACGUGACCGUCAAGGAUGAGCUGUACCUCAACGGUGCCAUCGUCCUGCCGCACAAGGAGAUCAAGGAGUCGGUGAGCACGCCCGCCAUCAUUCUCUAAGCGUGCUCGAGCUUCGCCUGGAAUGGCCGCAGCCAUUAGUAGUGGCUGCAUGUGGCGUCAGGGAGAAAGCAUGGCAGUGGAGAGGUCGCUAGCUGAAGUAAGCAAGUGGGGGCCAUAAUUUGGCCGGGAAUGCAGCCAGUGCCCAGACAUAGGAUGAAGCGCCAGGGUGACAUAUUUGCUAAUCUGACAUACAGCGUGCGUUGCCAUGGAUGGAGACUUCGAAACUUUCUUAGACGGAUGUGGUCCGUAGGUGCUAAUGGCGACGGAGGUAGAUGCCACCAGGUGGAUGCUUUGAGCCUCUGUGCACAAUCGCCAACACUAUCGGCAAAGCUGAACCGGCAUAGCCGCGCUUGCGUGGUCAGCGGUUGGUACUAUGUGGCGUUAUGGACUGGUUGUGUGCGAUGCAGGCAAGCAAUGCCUUAUUGCUCGCAUGAGCUAUGAAUAGGUAUGGGGUUGCGACGACUCUGGCGGUAAACUACCGUAUCAAGGUAAAACUGUGGAUGGACUGUGUGGCCAUACAAGGGAAAUGCCCCAGACACGGAUAGGAUAGGCUGGAUGGCACCAUAGCAGCACGCUCGUCCGUUGUCACUGCACCGCCUG
This is a messenger RNA of Chlamydomonas reinhardtii, 1982 nucleotides long. RefSeq lists its product as uncharacterized. Bases 300 to 1382 code for a protein of 360 amino acids. The transcript has 11 exons. Gene Ontology annotation, biological process: GDP-mannose biosynthetic process; cell wall mannoprotein biosynthetic process. Gene Ontology annotation, cellular component: cytoplasm. Gene Ontology annotation, molecular function: mannose-1-phosphate guanylyltransferase (GTP) activity; GTP binding. Lineage: Eukaryota; Viridiplantae; Chlorophyta; Chlorophyceae; Chlamydomonadales; Chlamydomonadaceae. The record is from RefSeq and is a predicted model, not a curated record.